Ipomoea nil (Japanese morning glory) is the source of this 1793-nucleotide messenger RNA. RefSeq names its product auxin-responsive protein IAA9. Gene Ontology annotation, cellular component: nucleus. Lineage: Eukaryota; Viridiplantae; Streptophyta; Magnoliopsida; Solanales; Convolvulaceae. The record is from RefSeq and is a predicted model, not a curated record. Gene Ontology annotation, molecular function: protein binding. The transcript is spliced from 6 exons. Bases 286 to 1377 code for a protein of 363 amino acids. Gene Ontology annotation, biological process: regulation of DNA-templated transcription.
CUUUCCGUUUUUGCCCCCAUACUUUUUUGGUUUCUCCCCUUCAGCUUCUUCGCCUUCGGGUUUCUCGGCAAACACCUCUCUCACACUUUUGUUGCCUCUCUGGUUAAUGGAGGGACCUUGACGCCUUCUUCUCUAUUUCUCUCUAUCUCUCUCUCUUUGAUUUUCUUUCUCCCUUUCAGUGAUUACCAGCUUCAAUCUUUCAACUUCUUGUUGUAAUCUCAAGGUUUUAGUUCCCUUUAUGACUAUUUCAGCAGGUUGAGAGACGAACUCGAGUUUUUAUAUGAUAUGAUGUCCCCAACAAUAUUGGGUGAAGGGCAGGGUAAUGGUUCAGUAAUGGCUUCCUCAUCAACGUUGGACUGCAUUUCUCAGACGGGCUCGGCACUAAAAGAGCGCAACUACCUAGGUUUGUCUGAUUCUUCUUCAGUGGACAGCAGUGCGGCCUCCGGUGUCGUGAAUGAAAAGGACAGAUUGAAUCUUAAAGCUACAGAGUUAAGGCUUGGUCUCCCUGGAUCUCAAUCUCCCAAGCGAGAUUUAGAACUUAAUGGGCCAAGCACCGGAAAAUUUGAUGAAAAGCCUUUGUUUCCUUUGCUUCCUUCAAAAGAUGGAAUCUUUUCUUCUGUCAAGGCUUCUUUCACUGGGAACAAAAGAGGAUUCUUGGAUACCAUGGAAGGCUCUGUGACCACUGAGGCAAAUUGGAUGUUUACUAUUCCCAAAUCUGAUUCUCACACUCCUCAGUCAGCUGGACAAGGAAAUUUUGGUAGCAGUGCAGGGAUCAAAUCGAACGUGCCUCAGACUAAUAUGAAAGACAAACAGUUGAAAGCAUCACAGGAACAGCCUCAUGCAACCAAUGCAACAGCUCAUAACAAAAUGAGUUCUUCUAACAAUGCCAUCAAUCCACCCGCUGCUAAGGCACAAGUUGUUGGUUGGCCACCUAUUAGAUCGUUUAGGAAGAAUGCACUGACCUCCACCUCAAAGGUUAAUGAUGAAGUUGAUGGAAAACCGGGCCCUGGGGCUCUUUUUGUUAAAGUGAGCAUGGAUGGAGCUCCGUAUCUAAGGAAGGUGGAUCUUAGAACUUACGCCUCAUAUCAAGAACUUUCUUCUGCACUUGAGAAGAUGUUCAGUUGCUUUACCAUAGGACAAUGUGGAUCCCAAGGAGCUCCGGGCAGAGAAAAUUUGAGUGAAAGCAAGUUAAGAGAUUUCCUUCAUGGAUCAGAAUAUGUGCUUACAUAUGAGGAUAAGGAUGGUGAUUGGAUGCUUGUGGGAGAUGUCCCAUGGGACAUGUUUAUCGAGUCCUGCAAGCGAUUGAAGAUCAUGAAAGGCUCUGAUGCUAUUGGAUUAGCUCCCAGGGCGAAGGAGAAAUCCAAGAGCAGGAACUAGCUCCUGCUCGGGCAAAGUGACAGCUUCUCGAAACCCCCCAGCAAAUUGCAAGAGUAGAGAAGUGAGCGAGGAUUUGUGAUGAGGAAUGAAAAGCGGAUGGUUUGGAGAGUGGAGUAUAGAGCCUUUGGUGUUCCUGUCCAUGCAUCAUCGACUACCAAGAUGGACAUAAAUCUCUGUUUGUUCGUUCCCGAGUCUGAUUUAUUUUAGUAUCUUGUUGCGUUACUGAGAAGGUGUCUUCGUAAUUAAUACGUCUGUAUUGGAACACACUUUAUGUAUGAAGUGGUUUGAACAAUGACAUGUGAUUAGGAGACUUUGUAGCAAUGUGCUAUGUGGUUUGUUGGUUAUGUCUGCUGUUUAUGGUUGUGAAUGUUGAAUGUGAACCAAAGUUUAUAGCAAUCUCAUGUGUUUCAUGUGUC